This is a messenger RNA of Volvox carteri f. nagariensis, 1363 nucleotides long. RefSeq lists its product as uncharacterized. NCBI's taxonomy places the organism in Eukaryota, Viridiplantae, Chlorophyta, Chlorophyceae, Chlamydomonadales, Volvocaceae. Gene Ontology annotation, molecular function: ATP binding; protein kinase activity. Gene Ontology annotation, biological process: protein phosphorylation. The transcript is spliced from 4 exons. The coding region runs from base 131 to 1363 and encodes 410 amino acids. The record is from RefSeq and is a predicted model, not a curated record.
AAAUUUCUGUAUAAACCAGGAACGCAUCUGCUAUCCGCGCCCGGGCUUCGCCCGCGGCUUCCACCUUUCCACGCCCUCCCAAUCACCUCAUCAUCACGCGCGUUCCUGACCUCAAAGCAAGAGAAGCAUAAUGACAGGCACCAAUAGGAGGCUUGACGGCCGCCAGGAGGCAGUGCUGAAGCAGAUGAAAGGCUUGGGUCUGCGGAGGCAGUCUAGGUCUUAUGCCACCAACCUUUAUGAUAUUGACUCCACUUCUCAGCUUACGUGUGCCUCGGACGCGCCGUUUGAGGACACGACCGAAUUCGGGGAGUCGACCGCGCUGCCCUCUGUUGACGUUGGGGAGUACAGCGAUGCGUCCUACUCGGAGCAGAGUGAUUUCAGCGAAUAUCCCUCUUCAUCCAGCUCUCCAGAGUCGCCACGUUGUGCGUUUCAAAGUCCCAAAGGCCUGAGUCCAGAGGACUUUGAGUUUCUGCAAGCUCAUGGACUCGAGCGCUGUACGUCGCUGAAAGAACUCGGUCAGGGAGGCUAUGGCACUGUCGACCUUGUGCAGGUUGCUCUGCCCAGCGGUCGCAACUUCGUGGCAGCUCGCAAGGUAAUCCAUUCUCCUCUUUACGCUCAGCCACGCUAUGAGCGUGAGCUGCGCGGCCUUAUGCUUUGCGCGGAGUGUCCUUUCGUGGUGGAUGUUUACGCCUCGCGGGUGACGGAGGAAGGGCAGUUUGAGUUUCUGCUCGAAUACGCUCCAAACGGCACCAUGCACGACAUGCUCAAGGCCAUGGAGCAACGUCGCCGCGGCAAAGAGAAGCUGCUCAUGCCAGUUAACCGCAUCCAGUACUAUGCAGCCUGCAUUCUGCAGGGUUUGCAUUUCAUCCAUCAGCGUGGUCAGGCCCACCGUGAUGUGAAGCCUGGCAAUGUCCUCAUGGCGGCCAAUGGCCGACCCAUGCUCGCGGAUACUGACAGCAUGGACAGCGUAAAGAUUACGAAGCGCGCUGGAACCACCAGUUACCAGGCGCCGGAGCUCUGGCGUGCCACCCUGCAGGGUCCUGGCUACACCGCCGACAAGGCGGACAUGUAUGCCAUGGGAAUCACCUUGGCGGAGAUGGUUGCCUAUCCAGCAGGGUCCAAUGGCAAGUUGCAGCAGCUGAAGGACGAUCCAGCGGGUUGCAUGCCUGCCUACGUGCCAGCUGAUCUGAAGGACCUGCUGUGUGGCUUGCUGGCACCGGCAGCAAAGCGCCUGACGGUUGAGCAGGCUAUGGGGCAUAAGUUCUUUGAUGGCUUGGAUUGGCCUGCUCUCAGCUCCGGGCCGCUUGGCUUUAACGUACAGCUGCGCCAGGCGCCCUUGUCUGAGGCUGGUCGCGCCGAAUGA